GACAGCAGCUGCGUUCGGAGCGACCUGCACGCACACCGCCUUCGACAAUCGCCCCGCAACCUCCGAACCGGACCGGACCUAGGACAGGCGGCGAACCGGGACCGACCGUGGAAAUUGGAAUCACGCGUCGCUGACGGUGGUGGUGAAACCAUGGGCGUGGUUCCUGGCUGGCAUCGCGGGCUGGGUCAGUAUGCCGGGAGUGUCCAGCGCGGGGAGACGGAGUGAGCGGAGCGUGAUGGGCAGUGUGGGCAGUGGUGUCGCAGGCGAGCAGGAGUUCGCUAUGAAGAGCGUGGGCACACGCACCACCCUCCCACGAGCCCCGCCCCCGUCCCGCCGCGGCCCCGCCCACCGCAGCUGCAGCAGCGAGCGCCCCGCCCCGGCCCCCGCCCCCGCCCCGCCCUCUGAGGUCACGGAGGGCGGGGCCUCCGGCGACGGGCGGAGCUGCGGCACCGACCGACCCCAGCUCGCCUCUGACUCCGCCUCCUCCGCCGUCUCCAACGGCGACCGGCUGCCGUUGUCAAACGCGGCUUUUCUGAACGGGGCGGGGCGAAGGGAGGGGCCACGGGGGGGCAUGCCCGUGGACGUCUGCGGAAACAACGUGGUCCUCAGCAGUGAGAAGACCAGCGGGGGAGGCGGCGUUGGCCCCGUCACACAGUACAGGGAGGGCCCUCCAGUGGCCAAAACCGACAAUCACAACCCUCCCAAACUCCUGCCCGUGUCCGGGAAACUGGAGCAGAACAAUGCUGGAUUAGUGCGUCCGUCUGCCUUUAAGCCCGUGGUCCCCAAGAGCUUCCACUCCAUGCAGAACCUGGUGGGGCAAAGUGGGGGCGCAGCUGGAGGGGGGCGCAGCGUAGCGGGGGCCGGGGCCGGUGCUGGAGGCGGGGCCGGGAGUGGGGCUCCCCCGGCGCCUGGGGCCCACAGGGAGCAGGACAGCCCUGGGGGGGGCGGGGGCAGCAGUGCAGGUGGCGGAGGGGGCCAGGGGGGCCUGUCGGACUCCGGGAGGAACAGCCUUACCAGCCUACCCACCUACUCAGGCUCGGGUUCGGGGUACGCGCCCCCGCACGCCCUGCCCCCCCUCAGCGCCUCCACCAGUCACAUCAACCGGCUGGGCACGGCGGCCGCGCCCCUGGAGAAACCGGGGUACCAGAAUGGGCUGAGCGCCUCAGACAGCGGACGCUCCUCGUCGGGGAAGAGCUCCUCCUCCUACCAGAGGCUCAGCCACCUGGGCGACGCCCCGCUGCCACUGCGCCCCUCCCCGUCUUCCGAUGACGUCAUCCAGGACCUGGAGGACCGCCUGUGGGAGAAAGAGCAAGAGGUGCUGCACAUGCGGCGGAACCUGGACCAGAGCGAGGCGGCCAUCGUGCAGGUGUUCGAGGAGAAGCAGCGCGUGUGGGAGCGCGACAUGGAGGAGCUGCGGCAAAACUACGCCGCGCGGCUGCAGCAGGUCUCCCGGCGCGCCCAGCGCAUGCAGCAGGCCCUGCAGGCCCAGAUCGCACGGCUGCAGCAGGACAAACGCCGCCUGCAGGACGAGAUCGCCACCCUGCUGGCCCACCGCGAGGAGCUGGAGCGCAAGUGCCUGGACUACAGGAAGGAGCAGGCCGACAUCCUGCCCCGCCUGGAGGAGACCAAGUGGGAGGUGUGUCAGAAGGCGGGGGAGAUCUCCCUGCUGAAGCAGCAGCUGAGGGAGAGCCAGGCAGAGGUGACGCAGCGGGCGGGGGAGAUGGUGGCCCUGCGGGGCCAGCUGAAGGAGGUGGCGGCUCAGCUGCGUGAGAGGGAGGAGCUGGUGCUGGGCCUCAAGGACUCCUACAGCAACAAGAGCCUGAAGCUGGAGCACUGCCAGGGAGAGCUGAAGAGAACCCUGACAGAGGUGUCUCUCCUGAGGGACAAGUUGGGCGGCUUCGAGACAGAGGUGAUGGGAUUGAAGCAGGCCCUGGGAGAGCUGAGUGGUGGCAGGGCGGGGGGCGAUGGGGGCGGUGCUCGAGGCGGGGCCUGGAGUGAGCUGUCCUCCCCCAGCAGCUCCUCGGCCAGCACCCCCCAGGCCUCGCAGGACACCCUCCUGAGCCUGCAGAGCGACGAGGCCAAGGCCCAGAGGCAGGAGUCGGGGGAGCUGCGGCGGCAGCUGGAGCUCCUGCAGGGCGAGCUGCGUCUGGAGCGGCAGCAGCGGCAGAAGCAGUCGCUCACCUUCGCGCAGGAGCGGCACAUCUGGCAGGAUGAGAAGGAGCGGGUGCUGCAGUACCAGGCGCAGCUGCAGCUGAGCUACGUGGAGACGCUGCAGAGGAACCAGGCCCUGGAGCUGCGCAUGGGCCAGCUCCACGAGAAGCUCGUCUCCACCUCCCCCGCCUCUCCGCCCCCACCCUCGCUCUCCGUGCCCCUCUGCCUCACCCUCUCCCCACCUCCCCCUAUCGAGGAGGAGAAGCCCUCCGACCCCGACCCCACGCUCAACCAGCUGGCCCCGCCCUGGCCUGCCCACUCCCGCCUUGAGAGGAUCGAGUCCACGGAAAUAUGACUGAGAUCUCACCAUCGCAUGUCAGUACACACAGUCCUCUCCACUCAAGAUAAACCCCCCC
Molecule: messenger RNA, 2567 nt
Organism: Conger conger (European conger)
Lineage: Eukaryota; Metazoa; Chordata; Actinopteri; Anguilliformes; Congridae
Gene: lzts3b
Product: leucine zipper, putative tumor suppressor family member 3b
Exons: 7
Coding region: 191-2506 (771 amino acids)
Biological process (GO): regulation of dendritic spine morphogenesis
Cellular component (GO): dendritic spine
Source: RefSeq, a predicted model, not a curated record